Brassica rapa (field mustard) is the source of this 3897-nucleotide messenger RNA. RefSeq lists its product as uncharacterized. The record is from RefSeq and is a predicted model, not a curated record. Lineage: Eukaryota; Viridiplantae; Streptophyta; Magnoliopsida; Brassicales; Brassicaceae.
UAUUUUAUUUUUAAUAUAAAAUAGUGUUUGGAGUAGAAAGGUUGUAAUAUAUGUGUUCAUUCUAUAGCAAAGUAAGCAAUAUAUAGAAUAGUCAAUUUAUUUUGUUGUCUAUCAUUUUAUUUUUUCUUUCAAAAUAGAAUAACUCUAUAAUCUUACAAUACUAAAAAUUCUUAAUAUUGAAAGGAGGAGGUAUCUACGUCAGUUUAAAAAAAUCAACCAUUAAAACCAUGCCACGUCAAUUAGAUAAUCCACAUCAGCAGCUCUGGCUUCAUCUUCUUUUCACGACUUUUGUAAUCCCUCGAUUCGCCUUCUUGGCUGUUUGCCAUAUGAUUUCUCUUCUCCAAGCUCUCUCAUUCCCUCUUCGUCUUCCUCUCUCUCACAAACUAAAAAAACCACAACAUCAACAAUCGAUCUCUGAUUUCCCUUUUCUCCCACUACCAGCUGAUGCCGCCUUUCAAAUCCUCAAUAACCCUCAGAUGGACACUUCCUAUAGGCCGAGCUUGGUGGAAGGAAACGGCUCGAAUACUCAGGUUCUACCAGUCUCUGGCUCUGACAUAUUCUUGCUACAUGGAGCCGUAAUGUCGUUGGUAUAUUUCUAUUUUUGGUUAUGAAUGAUGGGUUUGAUUAAUGUUAAUGUUUCGUUAUCUAUGCAAAAUUAGUUCGUUGAUUGAUUUGGAUUCCGAAGAUGAGGUGUUGCGAAUGGAUUCAGAAACCACAAAUAGCAUGUGCUAUACAUCUCUCCUUACAGAUGCCUUGGACUCUAUAAAUUUAAGUUAUGCACUACUGUCUAUUUGCCACUCUUUUUUCUCUUUGCCGAUAUUCUUUUUUCCACUUUUGAUUCAAUGAAGCUCUAAAAUUUUAUUCCUUCUUUCUUUUCUUUUGUUUAAUGUCAUUCUCCUAUGAAGUUAUGGCUGAGGAUCCCGCUGGUGCAGUAUGACGGUGAUUCAAAGGAUGCCACUACCACAAAGAGUCUAGUAAGACGACUACACUACCCUCCUAAACUUCACUUGAAUGUUGGAUGAGAGUCUGUCAGGACAGCCAUUAUAAGCACUGAUGUAAGUCUCUCACCCUUUCACCACAUCGCUAUAAACUCAAUUUUGAAGCUAUAAACUCAAUUUUGAAGCCUUGUGAUUUGGUGUAUAUACAUACUUUGCGCGCCAUGUGGUUUGGAUUCCUCUCUAAUUGCUUUUCGAAUUUGUGUUUGUUUAUUAUGUCUCUCCAAGAUACAUAUGUCAACGGAAAUUAACUCUCUACUGAGAGAUUAACUAGAAUUGAUUAAUUUGGUCAUAUGAUUUUAGGUACAAGCCUGAGGUUGGGGAUAUUGUGGUAGCCUGGUAGGCCGUGUCAUUUAGGGUGGUAUUAGUGUGUUGGAUUUUGAAAUUGGAUUGAGAAAUUAGCAGUUUAGCAAAAAGGGUUUCAGCAGACUCUGGCACAGACUAUCAGAGAGUUUAAACUUCAAUUUUAUUUACUUACAAUUCAAGUAGUGUGAAUGUCACGUGUUCUUUAAUCCUUUUGCAGCCUUUUCUUCUUCCAAUCCAUAUUUCAAAAAGCAUUACAUGCAGCUGAUAGAACAUAGGCCAGUCAAUGGAUGGCUGUGUCUUGCUAAAAUCACCUCAGCAACAUCGUAAUUUUUCCUUAAACACUGAUAUACACAACAUUGAGUGACGGAAAAUAUCUCUUUUUCUCUCUUCUCUCUCCUCCCCUUUCCUGGUUUUCCUUGGUACAGUGCUCUAGUUUUCAAUGGAAGGAGGUACCUCAAUCCCGCAAGCCGCUGACCCCCCUGAUCCUGGAUCUGAACUGCAAAGCUCUGGAUCUCCUCUUCAUCCAUCCCAGUUUUCCCCUCUCCCCCAAUCUCCUGAUGCUUAUAAAGCUCAGUUUUCUUCUCCACCAUGCCCUACUUCCCCAUGGGUAUUUAAGAAAACAAACUCUCCAUCGUUGGACUUGGGUCCACUGGAUGUUAACAUGGUCAACUUGUAAUCAACUUCUACGACCAUGGAGAUCUCUCCUGUUGCGGCGGCUCUGGAAACUCCUCCAAAAAGUCACAAACAGUUGCAAAUACUACCUUCUCUAAAGAGUAAGGAAUUGGAUACUAUCUCAGCUCAGUAUACUACCCUCUCAGCAAAGUCUAAAGGGAUUUCUCCUGCAGCAACCAAUCCAACUAAUACUGUAGCAAACCCUAAUGCUAUAACUGUUCACCGUCGGCCUAGAUCUGAGGUUAUAGCAGAAGAUACUCAUCAAGGUCACACUCCAUCACUAGAUGUGCCAAAGCAGGGUGUUCCCCCCCAAAGUAAAUCUCAAACCUCUGGAUUUACUGGUCCGGCAAAAGAAAUCCUGUCCCGACAGGAAACUCACACAGUCCACCAAGGAAAUCUUCCUCAGCUGAUGCUCCUCCUAGGCCCCCUCCCUCGUCUUCCUCUUACGCUGGCAAAGCUAAAAUGGGGACGGACAGGUCUCUGGAGAGGCUCGCUCCCUUACCAUUCAAUGAUAAAGGGGUUCCUCAAGUUAAGAUCCCUGAUGUGGUUUUUAAUAGAGGUGCAGAGGCACAUAAAGACAUCGUUCUGGGUGUCUUCACUGGAAAGACCCCUUCUUACAGCCAGAUUCAAAGCGUCCUCACGCACAUAUGGGGAAAGGGUUCAAAACUGGUGAUUCACCUUAGGCCUGCUUCUAACUCAAUGUUGGUGAAAAUCCCCAAUGACUUUAUUAGACAGAAGGUUGUCAAACAAGAAAUUUGGCACAUUGGCUCCUCUAUGUUCUUUGUAGCGCAGUGGAGUGCUAACUUCGCCAUCAACCCUCCUACAAUGGACUCGAUCCCCCUCUGGGCUCAUGUCAGGGGUGUUCCCUUUGACCUCUACAUGAAAGAAGGGCUGAGCUUAGUGGCUGGACUGAUAGGGCAACCGGUGGAGGCUGACGAAUUCACAAUCCGCAUGGUCAGUCUCGAAGUGGCCCACUUGAAAGUGAGAGCGGACUGUACUAAACCGCUACCUCCUGUGGUUGAACUCUUAAGAGAUGAUGGUUCUAUCAUUCCCGUUUCAGUCACCUAACCUUGGACCCCUCCAUCGUGUGUUUGCUGCAAAAGGCUUGGCCAUCUUGAGAACCGUUGCCCAAAUGCCAAGUGGGCACCUGCCUCAAAGGUUCCCCCUCCAUAUUCUGACCCUGAUACUGGUUCCGGCUUGCCUAAUCUCAAUCAAGAAAGCUCUUCUAAUAGCAAUCCCACGAUGGCGACUCCCUCAAAAUCUAGGAGGAAAGCUAAGUCUAAACUCAACCCUGCUGCCGUCUUGGAUCCUUCUGCAUUAUCCAAGACUGCUCCUGGUUCUGUCUCCACAUCUUUUCAGGCAGCUCCAACUGAUUCCCCUGCUAAUAGCGCUCCUGCUGGACCCCUCCAGAUGGUUAUGUUGAAUCAAGACUCCCAAGCUGCAAUCAUCCCAUAUGCGUCAGGGGUCGGACCUUCUGAGGGAAAACCUUUCAUCAAUAGUGCUUCUAAGAAACGUAAGGGAUCCCACUUGUCUAAAAGAUCAUCUCCAGAUCCUAUAGGAGGGGAUUCUAUUCCAAGUUUAUUCACUGAGCUGUCUUUGGUUAAUCCUUUCGCUAUACUGGAAACCCGGAAUCUCGGGUGCCAUAACGCUUCUACCUUCUCUUUCAACAGCAAGGAACCUGAUGGAGACAUGGGUAUUUCAAUCCCUGAUUCAGACAGCUUCGCAAACUCCCAUGAAUCUUCUACCCCUGCUAAGGGCUCUCCUCCUCCUGGGGAAGAAAAUUUUCAAAAUUUUAAUGUCAGUAAACAUCUCUUUUUGGAAUGUCAGGGGAAUAAAUGAUAAUAAAAAGCACCCUGCUUUUUCGCAUUGGCUUAUUAGUAAUAAAAUAACUAUCGGCGCAAUUUUGGAGACUCAUAUAAAAGAG